Messenger RNA from Rubroshorea leprosula, 882 nucleotides. Lineage: Eukaryota; Viridiplantae; Streptophyta; Magnoliopsida; Malvales; Dipterocarpaceae. The record is from the annotation of a GenBank genome assembly.
CUUCUUCCCACGGUCACCCUCCAAGUUGAGGAACUGCAAAAAUGGCAACAACACUCUCUAUUCUCUCCCUCUGCACCCCUUCUCCUACCCCAAACCUCUCUCCUUCUCCCCCCCAAACCCCCUUCAAAUCCCAUUCUGUUCAGUUCCCUUUUCUUUCUAACCCAUCUCCUAACCUCUCCCACCGCACCACUUUCCUCCGUCCCCUUGCCGCUACCGCUGCCCCAGAGAAAAUCGAGAAACUUGGCGCUGAAAUCUCCUCCCUCACACUCGAAGAAGCUCGCACGCUUGUCGAUUACCUCCAGGAGAAACUCGGGGUCUCGGCGGCAGCAGUUGCGCCGGCCGCUGUUGUGGCCGCCCCUGGAGCCGAUGGGGCCGAGGCGGCAGCCGUACCAGAGGAGAAGACGGAGUUUGAUGUCGUUAUAGAGGAAGUCCCCAAUAAUGCAAGAAUUACAGUGAUCAAGGUUGUGAGGUCUUUGACGACCUUGGCAUUGAAGGAGGCCAAGGAAUUGAUCGAAGGAUUGCCAAAGAAGUUCAAGGAGGGAGUCUCUAAAGAUGAAGCUGAGGACGCAAAGAAGAAGCUCGAAGAAGCUGGAGCAAAGAUUGCUAUCGUUUAGGUAAUCUGGGGUUGGUUUUGUGUACCCAUUUUUUUGGAUUUCAGGUAGCUUUUGUAAUGUCAAUUAAAUUACAGUAGAUAAUAUCAUUGUAUUGGAAGCUUGAUUUUUAUUCACAAAUGCGAUGGAAUUCUCCUUCUCAAAUCUCAAUUGUGUUUGAUGAAAUUCCAACGAGACUGGCCACAUGAACUAGUAGUCUGUUGUGUACUUUUUGGUUAAUUUGCCCUGAAAGUGUUUGAUGAAAUUGUCUGAAUCAAGACAAAUCGCCCCA